Molecule: messenger RNA, 708 nt
Organism: Folsomia candida
Lineage: Eukaryota; Metazoa; Arthropoda; Collembola; Entomobryomorpha; Isotomidae
Exons: 2
Coding region: 16-708 (230 amino acids)
Source: RefSeq, a predicted model, not a curated record
UUAAAAAUCUGAAACAUGAAAUCAACCACAGCAUUCGCAUGCUUGAGCUGGACGACGUUUAUUUUCAGGACGGGGGCGUACCUUACCCCGCCCUGCAGUAAGAUCCCUUUCCAACCCGGAUGCACUAAUAAUUUGAGCCUUGUAACCCCCACUCUACCCGCGUGCCCUUUCCCCUUCGAAGAAUGGGUCAUAGCUGCCCGCGCCGCCCCGGGAAACUCUACCCGCCCAGAUGGCGUCAUUCCGCCCUGGUUCAACCGUCCCCUCGCCCUAAGAGGGCAGCAAGUCGCAUCCGAAUACCGCUUUCCUUGGUAUGUCGCCACAAUUUUCGGCGCCCUCACCGAACUCAACAUGCCCGACAUCCGGGACCCCAUCAUGUUCAACAAGAAGCAUACGAACGGCCCGGACAACGCGAAACGAGACAUGGCCACCCUCAUGCAGGGCCUGGUUUGGGCGAAGGACUACUUUUACGACAUGCCCAUCGAGGGCAACUCGUCCUACAUCGACUCCAUCCGCAACGUGGCCGCCAUCCAUGCGAACGUCGAGAUGCGCGCAAGGGCUAGACAAGCCUCGGAUGGGUGCAUCGUCUCGCGGAACGAGUAUGCGUACCCCAUCCUGUUUCCGAAGGAGAUGGCGAUCAACGCGUGCGACGCGGAUUUUUGGGCGAUCAAUCAUUUCUUUGCAGCGAUUGGGUACGUUAUUGAUAAGUAG